This is a messenger RNA of Puntigrus tetrazona (Sumatra barb), 2622 nucleotides long. It is a transcript of the gene slc16a12b, whose product is annotated as solute carrier family 16 member 12b. Gene Ontology annotation, molecular function: monocarboxylic acid transmembrane transporter activity. The coding region runs from base 435 to 1871 and encodes 478 amino acids. The record is from RefSeq and is a predicted model, not a curated record. Gene Ontology annotation, biological process: monocarboxylic acid transport; transmembrane transport. The transcript is spliced from 7 exons. Lineage: Eukaryota; Metazoa; Chordata; Actinopteri; Cypriniformes; Cyprinidae.
CCUGCCAUGCAUACUUGCAUAAUUUUUCUUUUCACGUGUAGGGGGAGUGGAGUCAGAGGUAAAUAGGUUCAUAGCUCGCACGUCUAAACAUGUCGAUGUAGCCUGGUCUUGAUGUUCCGACAGCUGCAAACUUGUUCGCUCGGUGGAAGCCGCAGGAUGUUGAUGAACAUCCUGCACCGGCUCAAUUAAACGAAUGUGCAGAAGAGUUUCAAACGUCCGGAGCAGCUCGCGCGAUUGCGGAGGAGUCGAAUGGGGAACGUUUGGACCCGUGUUUACGGUAGUUUUAUAAAAUGCAGAGUCACUGACCGGGCCUCACAUCUGCAGAAGGAAUUCCAUGACCGGUGUUAGUGUGGCGGCAGAGAGGUGCAACGUGUGUUUGGGAACGGGAGUUUUGGAGCUUGAGGGAAAUAAAAGCAGUGGGACGGACAGACUCCAUGGCUCAGGAAAAGAAGAAAGGAGGGGUCCUUCCUCCUGAUGGCGGGUGGGGAUGGAUGAUCGUGGCUGGUUGCUUUGUGGUAACUGUUUGCACAAGAGCUGUUACAAGAUGCAUCUCCAUAUUCUUCGUUGAGUUUCAGAUGCACUUUGCAAGAGAUUACUCUGGGACGGCAUGGAUUCAUUCAUUAGUAGACUGCACAACCAUGCUGUGUGCUCCACUCGGAAGCCUGAUUGGGAAUCAUUUGUCAUGUCGUGUAGCUGUAAUACUAGGAGGAUUCUUGGCCUCCAUAGGUUUAGUCCUCAGCUCCUUCGCAACCAGUCUGGAAUACCUUUACCUUACCCUGGGAGUGUUGACUGGGUUAGGCUUUGCCCUUUGCUACACUCCAGCUAUUGCCAUGGUCGGUAUCUAUUUCUGUGAGAGGAAGGCUCUGGCUUAUGGCAUUGCCAUGUCUGGCAGUGGCAUCGGGACCUUCAUUCUGGCCCCAGUAGUGCAGCUGCUAAUCGAACACUACUCGUGGCGAGGGGCCCUCCUUAUUUUAGGGGGCUUUGUAUCUAACCUGUGUGUGUGUGGAGCUUUGUUACGGCCUAUAAUUCUAAAAGAAGAGGAGGCUUGUCCUCUUCCAGUAGACUCAGAGUGCGAGUAUGGUGUUAAGCCUCCCAACGUUCCUACUGGAAAGUCCGUGGAUGACAAUUUAGAAGUAGACUCUAAACAACGUUGUCUGCAGUACAUGCAGGAAUACCACUUUUUGCUCAUGCCUGACUUCCUAGUGUUGGCAGGCUCCUUCCUGCUGCUGGCCAGUGGGUGCAGUCUUCCAUUUGUGUACCUAGUACCGUAUGCGCUGGAUGUAGGUGUCGGUCAUCAGCACGCUGCCUUCCUGAUGUCCAUACUAGGGGUCAUUGACAUUGUUGGCAACAUCACGUUUGGCUGGCUCACUGACAGGAGGUGUCUGAAGAAGUACAGGAAUAUAUGCUACAUGUUUGCUGUGGGAAUGGAGGGACUGUGCUGUCUUUUUAUACCCCUCUUGCACACAUUUGUCUUGCUGGUACCCUUCUCUGUGCUCUAUGGGUACUUUGACGGGGCCUAUGUUGCCCUCAUUCCUGUUGUAACAUCAGAUGUUGUAGGGACAACAUACCUAUCAUCAGCUCUAGGAGUUGUGUACUUCCUCCACGCUGUUCCUUAUCUGGUCAGCCCACCCAUUGGAGGUUGGUUGGUAGACACCACAGGGACUUACACAGCUACGUUCUUUCUGAGCGGGUUUGCCCUGAUCUCCAGUUCUGUCCUGCUGUUUUCAGUCGCUCUCAUUCGCCGUUGUCAGAAGAACCAAAAGAACAGUCUCAACAAUGACCCAAAACUGGUGUCAUGUGAAGGCAAACAAGCAGACUAUUAUACUUCUAAAACAAAAGACUUGAGGAUAGUUAUACCAGCUACUUCAUAGCAUUGGUAUAGCAAUUUGUAUUUUUUUUUGUUAUUGGUUUAAUCAAAUUUUGUUAGCAUGUAUAGUCAGUAAUAAUGCUUAAUUGAUUGAAUUGUUCCUUCAGAGGAGUUACGUUUAUAAAAAAUCUUAUUUGCCUUUUAUUGACUUUGUUAAAAAAAAAAAAGAAUCUCAUCUACACUAGCAACUUUAAAAACACACACAUCAGGAAUUUGUAUAUAUUUUUGUAUCUAUCUCUCAAAUUUCACAAUAAUGUCAAUGAGUUUUUCUUCAAUUAAGCAGGUUAUGACUAAAGUUCCAACUGUAGUAUGUUUAUUUAAGUCAGUAGAGGGCAGUGCUGAUUUCUAGAUAUCUGGACGGUCUGAACUGUAAAAUUCAGAUAUGAAGGGUAAAUGUCAUCACUCUGAUGUUUUUGACAAGUUGUAUUUUUUUAUGAUCAUGAGUUUGCUACAACUAAGCAGUUUCUAUAUUUUACAAAAUGCUCAAGAAAUAGGCUUAUGUACGUUUGUAUGCAUGCUACUAAUCUCAACCAGCUGGUACUCAUAAAUAAUUACCAUCAGAAGAAUGUCAACUUAUCAAAAGGUAAGAAACAAACAAAAACAAAAAACAACUAUGACAAUGGGGGAAAAACCUAUAUAUGAACUACUAAAAGAUAGCUGCUUUAAGGUACUGUAAUCAACAUUUUUAAAUAAUACCCCAGCAGUAGUAUACAUAUCAAAUAAAUAAAAACAAUAUCAGAUCUGAUGGACCCAUA